This is a messenger RNA of Cynara cardunculus var. scolymus (artichoke), 714 nucleotides long. RefSeq lists its product as uncharacterized. Lineage: Eukaryota; Viridiplantae; Streptophyta; Magnoliopsida; Asterales; Asteraceae. The record is from RefSeq and is a predicted model, not a curated record. Bases 154 to 546 code for a protein of 130 amino acids. The transcript is spliced from 2 exons.
GGAGGGUAAAGUUAAUUCGGUUAUCGUCCCAGGCCCAGCUGCUGAACUUCAAUCGGUGAACACACAAAAGUGGAUGUUUCUGAAGACACGAUUCUUCCGUCCGCCGGCCACCCUCCGCCUCCGCAUCGCAAAUCCGACGGUGAACAAACCAAGAUGAUUUCUGGGGAUGGAAUUCCACGUUGGAGUGUUUAUGAUAGUCUCAAGAUUAUACCCUUAAAGCCGGAUGCUUUAAUGGCCGAGAUCAAUUCCGCUAUUUCUUCUCUAGAGUAUGCCAAGGCUAUGAAGCUCCUGAAUUCUCCAGCUCUUGUUUCCAAGGACAAGAAGAACGUCGAUGAUGGAAACCCUAAUUCUUUGUACAGUGCACGAAAGGCGGAUGAAGCUUAUAAAGCCGGAUUGGCAUCCUUGGCUGCAGGUAACCUUGAGGAGGCUUUUCGCUCCUUGAAUGUGGCUCUCUCCAAAUGUCCGCCCAAUAAGACGUCUGCUGUUGCUAAGCUUCGAUCUCUCAUUUCUCUCACGGCUCAACGGCUUCGAAAAUCUCCGGGAUGACUCAGGUUUGGUCCCUUUUUAGUGCAGCUGUUUGGAUUAAGUUCCAUUCAAAAAUUAACUUGACAUUGGCUAUAGGUCCAUAUUUGUUUAAUGUUUGUAUAGUCUUGUAGCACCAAAAAGCCAUCAAACUGCUUCAAGUUUUAUAUAGCAAUUCUUGAAAUUGCAAAA